AUCAAACAAGCAAAUAAUAGACUUGUUCACAUUCAUCCUCCAUCCAUAUUCUCUAAACUCAAAUUUUAUCAAAAUCAUCAUUUUUCACCAAGUAAAUAACUUGUUAAAUUCAUAAUAAUCAGCCCAAAUGCAUGAAGCAAAUGAACCCUUAGAAAGCCCACCGGCCCACCCGACUCGUCCUUUCUAUCUCCCUCCUUCAGUCAUUCGCAGCCUCCGCCGCUAGUUUCCGCUGUUUUUUUUAUAUUCCCGCCGUUUCCCCUCCACCUUCCCUGUAAGUCGGACGGAAUCCGCGCUUUCGGCCACCUCUCUGCAUUAGACCUCUCUGCACAAGCAACUCAGAAACAAAUACAUCUCAGGUAAAAACCUAAAAGAAGUGCUUCGACGAUAUCAGCCUUCACUCAAACUAUGCAAACCUUAAACCCGCCCAAAACCCCUUUGAGCAUCAACCAGAGGGUUUUGUUUCCCGGUACUUUUCCCUCUUCGAUUUCUUCCUUUCAGCCGAAUUCCACUCAAAGCGGUCGUAGAAUUUCUUUCUCCUCGAUGUCGCUGAAGAGUGAACAUAACCACCCUGAGAAAUUGUCUCUGGAUUCUCUACUCGAUAGCGGCCGCAAAGAGGGUGUUCUUGGUGCGAUUAAGGGUGGGUUGUCCAAUUGCCUCUCUGAGACGAAUCUUCAUUUGACGGUUCCUGGCCUCAAGUCCAAAACCAGAGGGAAGGUGAGGGAUAUAUACGAUGGUGGAGAGUACCUUGUUCUGGUAACCACUGAUAGGCAGAGCGCAUUUGAUAGAGUUCUCGCUUCCAUUCCUUUCAAAGGGCAGGUUCUUAAUGAAACGAGCCUGUGGUGGUUUGACAGAACUCUGCACAUCACUCCAAAUGCUGUUGUAUCUGUUCCUGAUAAGAAUGUCACAAUUGCUAAAAAAUGUUCUGUCUUCCCUGUUGAAUUUGUUGUGAGAGGAUAUGUGACAGGAAGUACUGAUACAUCGCUGUGGACGGUAUAUAAUAAAGGUGUGCGAAAUUAUUGUGGUAAUGCUCUUCCAGAUGGCUUGGUGAAAAACCAAAAGCUACAGAAAAACAUUAUCACCCCAACAACCAAGGCUGAGGAUCACGACGUCCCCGUGACUCCAGAAGAGAUAAUUAAACUUGGACUAAUGACUGAAGCUGAGUAUUGUGAAGCCAGUAAGAAAGCAUUGAGCUUAUUUGAGUUUGGACAGCAUGUGGCUUUGGAACAUGGCUUGAUUUUGGUGGACACAAAAUACGAAUUUGGAAAAGGCUCGGACGGUUCCAUUCUAUUAAUUGAUGAGGUUCACACACCUGACUCGAGCAGAUACUGGAUUGCUCGUUCCUAUGAAGAACGUUUCCAGAAGGGCCUUGAACCUGAAAAUGUCGAUAAGGAGUUCUUGAGGUUGUGGUUCAAGAAUCACUGCAACCCAUACGAAGACAAGGUUCUCCCUGAUGCUCCAGAAGAACUCGUGAGUGAGUUAGCCUGGCGGUACAUUUUCUUGUACGAGACAAUAACAAAAUCGGAAUUCAAACCACCAAUAACAGAGGAACCCGUUCAUGACCGGAUCUCACGGAAUGUCGAACUAGCCUUAUCAUCCCUGAAGUAAUUUUGAAGUCCUAGAGGACGUUUCAGGGACUGACUUUCUCAAUCACUUCCCUAUCAACCAUUAUGUAUCGACGAUUCAACUUAUGGAUAUGACUAUUUCUGGCGGCGCAAGGUGCUCUUGGUCUAUCGUAGGGUGCUGUUACGCGGAAGAGUGCUAAGUGCCGCACGGCCAAGAGUUGGUCCGUGACAGUGCCCGGUGUGCUCUUUGUGAUGUGCCGAGCUGGACUGUCUUGCUCUGUUUGUAGGAGACUGAUUGUCAAUUUUGUUGCAAUGGAGAGCAACAACACAUGUUACUGUCAUAAAUGCAGGCAACCUUGUGCUAAUUGCUUGUACUUUCAGACCAUUGAAAAUUUGGCAUCAAAACUAUUGUUUGUUCGGGAAUUACUUGCGUUGACCAAAAAAUGAAAACAAAUGUCUAAC
Linum trigynum is the source of this 2024-nucleotide messenger RNA. Lineage: Eukaryota; Viridiplantae; Streptophyta; Magnoliopsida; Malpighiales; Linaceae. The record is from the annotation of a GenBank genome assembly.